Messenger RNA from Budorcas taxicolor (takin), 717 nucleotides. RefSeq names its product DNA damage-regulated autophagy modulator protein 1-like. Bases 1 to 717 code for a protein of 238 amino acids. The transcript has a single exon. The record is from RefSeq and is a predicted model, not a curated record. NCBI's taxonomy places the organism in Eukaryota, Metazoa, Chordata, Mammalia, Artiodactyla, Bovidae. Gene Ontology annotation, biological process: regulation of autophagy. Gene Ontology annotation, cellular component: lysosome.
AUGCUGUGCUUUCUCCGGGGAAUGGCCUUCGUCCCCUUCCUGCUGGUGACCUGGUCGUCCGCUGCCUUCAUCAUCUCCUACGUGGUCGCCGUGCUUUCCGGGCACGUCAACCCCUUUCUCCUCUACAUCAGUGACACAGGAACAACACCUCCAGAGAGUGGCAUUUUUGGAUUUAUGAUAAACUUCUCUGCAUUUCUUGGGGCAGCCACAAUGUACACAAGGUAUAAAAUAGUAGAGAAGCAAAAUCAAACCAGCUAUUUCAGCACUCCUGUUUUUAACUUGGUGUCCUUGGUUCUCGGAUGGGUGGGAUGCAUCAGAAUGGGUAUUGUAGCCAGGUUCCAGGAGCUGGCCGUCCCCAUGCUCCACGACGGCGGCGCCCUUCUGGCGUUUGUCUGCGGCGUCGUGUACACGCUCCUGCAAUCCGUCAUCUCUUACAAAUCCUGUCCCCAGUGGAACAGCCUUUCCACGUGCCACGUGCGAAUGGCCCUCUCUGCUGUGUCCUGCGCAGCUGUCAUACCCAUGAGUGCCCGUGCUUCACUAAUUUCUAUAACCAAGCUGGAGCGGAAUCCAAAAGAAAAGGAUUAUGUGUAUCACGUAGUGAGUGCGAUCUGUGAAUGGACAGUGGCCUUUGGUUUUAUUGUCUACUUUUUAACAUUCAUCCAUGAUUUCCAGAGUGUCACCUUCAGAAUAUCCACAGAAAUCAAUGGUGAUGUUUGA